Nicotiana attenuata is the source of this 1686-nucleotide messenger RNA. RefSeq lists its product as uncharacterized. The record is from RefSeq and is a predicted model, not a curated record. Bases 204 to 1487 code for a protein of 427 amino acids. The transcript has 2 exons. Lineage: Eukaryota; Viridiplantae; Streptophyta; Magnoliopsida; Solanales; Solanaceae.
AUCAUUAUUAUUAUCACAUAAUCAACCUGCACCAGUGAUGGUUGUCAUUUUCACUAUAUAUCGUCUGAAUCAAUCCAGAAAAAGUAAGAGCCAUUCAACGCUUCCUUCAUGAUUCAACCAUAUGAAAUAUCCCUUCUUAACUUAAGUAGUUGAAAAGUCACCUUUACUCCUUUAUCUUAUAUUCAAAACUUUUUUCUAUAAGGAUGAGCGACGCCCAAUAUUUGGAAGAAGAAAAAGAAAUGAUGUUAAAAAAUCCUUCCAAAAUUCAACAGCAGUUUACAAUAUGGAUUUCGGAUCUUCAUUGGAAGAAGUUACUGUUAAUACUCCCACCUAUGUUUCUCAUUGUUUAUAUAUCUUUCUCUUCAAAAAUUUCCCCAUUUAGCACUACUUCUGUUGUUAAUUCUGGGUCGAUAUUUCCGGCGAGUAUUACGAAGGACGAGUUGGAUCGGUCGAGAAUCGCUGUGUGUUUAGUGGGUGGGGCCCGUAGGUUUGAACUCACUGGGCCUUCUAUUAUCCAGAAAAUUCUAAAAGUUUAUCCGAAUUCUGAUCUUUUUCUCCAUAGUCCUUUGGAUUCUAAGGCCUAUAAGCUCUCCUUGUUGAAGGCUACUCCUAGAAUUGCUGCCGUUAAGAUUUUCCGGCCACAGCCCAUACCGGAAACUGAGUCACAACUCCGAGUUCUCACUGCUCAAAACUCACCUAAUGGCAUACAGGGGUUGCUGCAAUAUUUCAACCUGGUAGAAGGUUGUUUGACGAUGAUCCAGGCUUACCAAAAGCAGAACAACUUCACUUAUGACUGGAUAAUCCGGACAAGAGUUGAUGGCUACUGGUCAGCAAAACUAGCCCCCGACAACUUCAUUCCCGGUCACUACCUUGUUCCUCCAGGUUCCUCCUACGGUGGCUUAAACGAUCGGUUUGGUGUUGGCGACUACAAUACAUCAGUGGUUGCUCUGUCAAGGCUCUCCAUGAUUUCCCAACUGGAUUCAGCAGGAUAUCGUCUCCUCAACUCAGAAACUGCCUUCAGAGCCCAACUUACCACUCAACAAGUUCCCUACCAAACUAUGCGCCUACCCUUUUGUGUUGUGACGGAUCGUCAAUACGAAUUUCCACCCUCCCACUAUGGUGUUCCGGUUGCAGCGCUUUCUAGUCGAGGCCCUUUAAGCGGGGCCAAGUGUCGGCCUUGCAAGCCUGCAUGCACCGGCUCAUGCAUUGAGCAAGUCAUGAAUGGACUAGAUAAAGGAUGGAGUUGGACGGAUUGGGCUAAUAACUCGCUCGAGCUCUGUGAUGCUCAUACUGAAUGGGAGAGCGGGUGGGAGAAAAUAUUUGAUGGAGUGGCUGGUAAAAAACUUGCUGCAGCUAGAAGCCGAAUUGAAGGUUUAGAAUUGGAUCAGUGUGUGAACGAUUUUGCUGAGAUGAAGAACAAGACAGCUCAAUGGGAGGCUCCACCAGGGUCUGAAAUUUGUAGCUUAGGUUUAUUGGAGUCUUCCUGAAAUUAAACCCACACGAUAUUCUACAAGGAUCAUGUAAAGUUUCUUAACCACCUUGGGAGUUUUAUAUUGUUUGAUUUCUUGAAAAAAUCCUUGUACACAUAGCAGGAUUUUGAAUAACGUUUAACUGAUAGUAGUAUUAGUUCUAUAGAGAAAUGAAUACAGAACAGGGGAAAAAGCAGCAUCUUUAUUUCGUUACCUA